Protopolystoma xenopodis is the source of this 351-nucleotide messenger RNA. The record is from the annotation of a GenBank genome assembly. NCBI's taxonomy places the organism in Eukaryota, Metazoa, Platyhelminthes, Monogenea, Polystomatidea, Polystomatidae.
AUGUUCGGGGGAGAAGGGGACAGAAGCAGGGGCGGAAGCAGAAGCCUCGACUACAUGUCCGUCUUGAAGGCCGGGAGAAAUUCGCUUGACAGAAUUGACAAAUAUAUGCGUGUCAAGUUGUCACAUUUUUGUCGGCCCAUCAUGUCUGUGCAUCUUGAUGUAAGCCCUCUUCUGCCCGAGAGAUCCAGAACUGAUACCAUGCGAGCCAACCUUGUUACAUCCAUUUAUUCCGCCUUUAAGUCCAGAGGAUUGGCCGAGAAAACUUGCCCAAGCCUGACACAUUCGCCUCUUAACAGCAAAGUUGAUCCAUUCCACAAUCGGCUGACUUCACAUUUCGGUACCCUAAACUGA